AUGGUGCCGCCACCCACCAACACCUACUACUGCAUACCACCGCCACCAUUGCCGGAAUUUUACGACAGUAGCACUCGACGACCGCCUCCAUUGCUUGAGUCUGAGACCACCAUAACUUCAAGACCGGCGGCAAUGGCUGCGAAUGGUGCCGACCGUGGGUGGCGCUACGUCGACAUCAAGAAGACUACGAGGACGCCAGCAUCCUCGCCUUCAGCUGCUCGAGACCGCGACGUGCCUCCACUCGCCGUAUACCACAUCUGUCGAAUCUGCCUUCGACCCAGAAGUGAGCGGUAUCAUCGCGACCAUCCCAUCCCGGCCGAUGGUGUGCCACCGCCUCCGGGUAUUUGCAGAAGAUGCCGGGUCGCACCAGCAGAAGAUCUCCAAGAUGUCGAAGAGGUCACUAAGAAGCGCGAGAGCAACGUGAUUCGAGUGGGUGUAGGAUGCUUGGUGCCUGAUGAGGACGCCUUCACGAAAUCCGAAAUGCGCGACACACGCGCUCGUCGUGCCAUGAGCGAGGCUACCUACGCCGAACUCGAGCCAGUUCGAGAUCGUAAUACAACGAUCUAUGAAACCGCCUGCCCUAUAAAAUGCGACCCAAGCCCACCGAGAGAACGAGAGGAGACCAUUUAUCGUCACAUUCAUGAAGUCAUCCCACCGCGUCCCCUCCGAUCGCCUGUCCGACAAGCACCAGCAUAUACCGCACAGGAUUUUUCUGGUGCUGCCGAAGCUUCUCUUGCGCAGCAACAGGUUAUCGUGGAUGCAGAUACUUACGAAGCCACAGCUGGCUCAUCGCCCUGGACGAGAUCAAUCCGAAUACCGCCACCGCCGCCUUCAAAUGCACGUCAGGAGUUGCUGCGUUCGGAGCUCGUAGACUGCCAGCAAGAGCGUCAGGCGUCGACACGGCGCAGCGUUUCUAGUCGGCGGCUUCCAACAGGGUUUACGGAAGCUGAUCAGACUAAGACGUCUGCAGCCACUCAAUCGUCAACUUCAACAUCAAGUUCCUCAUCAUCAAGUUCUUCGUCAUCAAGUUCUUCAUCAUCUAAUUCUCAGCCACGAGAGCGAUCGGAGGCAGAGAUUCGUAGACUCGCUAGAGACGAAGUCGAGCGGUAUCGUCGCUUGGAGCGAAAGUUGGAGAAACAUCCAAGUCCAUAUGCGCAUGGCAGAAUGGUCGAAGUCAAGAGAGUUCCAGUCGAACGUCGAAUCGAGCUUGAGAAGGACAUCCCUGUGCAGAUGCCUUGGUCCCGGCCAGAACUAGGACGAAAAGACUCCCGACUGGAACCUGAGCGGGAGAUUGAAGAAGUGGUCAUCGAACGCAGCCGCAAACAGGAUAAGCCAACUAUGCGUGAAGUACCCUUGCCGGAUUCGAGCACCUCAUCUGGUUCAUCAAGCACUUCAUCUGAGAAAACGCGCUGGCCAACAGCGGCAUACGAACCGUCAGCGAGACCACGCCAAGGUCAAGUUAAGUCAGGUUCCGAACGAGUCAAGAUGGUUGUCGAGCAGAAAAACCAGGUCUCCGCGGAGAUCAGAACAAAAGGAAGCUUGCCAUAUCCUGAGGAUGAGCGCUCUCUUGCCGCUACCAUGCCUUCGCCUACCUCGCAUGUCUCACGCUCAGGACGCACAUCGAAGGCGGCGACUAGUCGCAAGGAUGAUGGCGAAUACGAGUACGUGGUGCGCAAGGUGCAAUCAUAUAGUCGAUCACCAACACGCGGACGCUACGAUCAGCGUGAGACGACCGAACGAUACGUACAUCGCACUAGGCCGGGAGAAGAAGGCGUAUUACCAGAAGCGACUGCUAGCAACCAGCGAGGUCGCCGUCCAAGUGAUGCCUCUAGUCGAGUGCACUUCUCUAAGAAGGUUGAGAUCUCGCCAACGCCACCGAACAGUAAUGCAAGCUCUCGAGAGUUCCGCGACUUCGCUCGGCGGAGAAAAGGGAGUCGAGAACGUAAGGAGGAUCUGAUAGCAGAGUAUGAGCGUAGGGGCCGCUUGCGUAACCGAGAUACCUAUCUCGUCGAAGAUGACCGGGACCGCACGCCUCGCCCGGGUCGGAGCCAGCGGGAGCGAGAAGAUGAUGCUCCUGAGUCCUCAACGACAUCCUCAUCGACGUCCGAAUCGAAGUCUGAUGAGAGUGCCGAUGUUGACGAUCAACGUGAGAUGCGGAGGCGCGCACCCAUCAGGGGAAGUUCACGAAGAAGGCUACCUGACGAUCUGACGCGACGAUCACGCAUUGACGAUGAUCUUCUUGUCUGGGAUGGGAGCACGAAUAGUGAAGACAGCGAGGAAUAUGUGCAAGAGGCAGACUAUCGACAAUGGCGAGCGAAGUAG
Messenger RNA from Pseudocercospora fijiensis CIRAD86, 2322 nucleotides. RefSeq lists its product as uncharacterized. The coding region runs from base 1 to 2322 and encodes 773 amino acids. Lineage: Eukaryota; Fungi; Ascomycota; Dothideomycetes; Mycosphaerellales; Mycosphaerellaceae. The transcript has a single exon. The record is from RefSeq and is a predicted model, not a curated record.